Mesocestoides corti is the source of this 645-nucleotide messenger RNA. The record is from the annotation of a GenBank genome assembly. Lineage: Eukaryota; Metazoa; Platyhelminthes; Cestoda; Cyclophyllidea; Mesocestoididae.
AUGGCUUCCUCAAGCAUUGCCCUGAAUCGAGUUAAAAAAGAACUUUUAGAGUUGCAAACGGAUGUCAACAACCCUAUUGAAAUUUACGCAGACUCUGAUAAUAUGAUGAAAUUACGGGGCGUCAUUAUUGGUCCCCCAGACACGCCAUAUGCUGGAGCGAAGUUCACACUGGAGAUUAUUAUACCAGACACGUAUCCAUUCUUCCCACCGAAGGUUAAGUUCUUGACGAAAAUUUGGCAUCCUAACAUCAGCAGUGCUACUGGUGUCAUUUGCCUAGAUAUACUAAAGGAUCAGUGGGCAGCCGCGAUGUCACUUCGCACCAUGCUUCUAUCCAUCCAGUCUCUGCUUGCUUGUCCUGAGCCAGAUGAUCCACAAGAUGCUGUAGUUGCCAGGCAGUUCAAAUCAAACCGAAACGCUUUCAACAUAACAGCAAAACACUGGGCUUAUGUUUACGCUAACGGGCCUUCGAGGCAAAUUGAUUGCGAGACCAAGAUAAAGGAAAUUAUGUUGAUGGGUUUUUCUGAGGUAAUCGUUCAUUUCUUACCUUUAUCAUACCACUUAUUUACUUUUCAUUCUACAUUUUUUUUCUAUGGCUGGAGCUUGACGCAACAGAAAAAUGUAAUGUUGUCAAUACCUUCGAUUUAA